Molecule: messenger RNA, 369 nt
Organism: Microthlaspi erraticum
Lineage: Eukaryota; Viridiplantae; Streptophyta; Magnoliopsida; Brassicales; Brassicaceae
Source: the annotation of a GenBank genome assembly
AUGAAAAGGUUUAAGAGAUGCCUUCAUGAAGGGGAGUGGAAGAUUCUAACCGGAUUUUCAGUGGUGUUGGUGAAUACAGAGAUCCGUUUGACGGAAGUCAGAAGGAAGAUUGCCCUCACGUCCAACACGCAAGUUACACACGCAGAAGACUCGGAUGCUUUUAUUCCGCUUGACAUGGUGCCUUACGAUUUUGUUUCGAACCUAUGGAAUGAUCAACGUACUUCUUUCCCUAGAGAUGUCGAGAAUGGUGAAGGCCUCAGUUUCCUGGUGGUUGAUGAUGAGGGCACAAGGAUGCAUGCAUUCGUCCAGCAUUUUGCUGAUGCCAAGAGAUUUAAGAGACUUCUUCAGAAGGAGACUGGUUCACGAUAA